This is a messenger RNA of Brassicogethes aeneus, 1551 nucleotides long. Lineage: Eukaryota; Metazoa; Arthropoda; Insecta; Coleoptera; Nitidulidae. The record is from the annotation of a GenBank genome assembly.
CGAUUGACUAUGCUGAUAAAGCAAUAUCGAACCAUUGGUUGAACUACACGCUGCAAGUUCUUAAAUACGAAACUCUUGCUUACAAUUGACAGUCACAAUCCAGAGGUAGACCUAGUCAUACCUCCUACAGUUACUCCUUUUUUUCGUUACUCAUUUUAAGUCUUCAUAUAUAGUGCGACAUGAAGUUCUUUAUUGUGACCGUUUUGGCUUUAGCUGCUACAGCAAGCGCUCAAUUUAAAUGUCCAGUAAAGGAUGGUCAAUAUGAAGAUUCCAUCCAAUGUGAUAAAUUUUACGAAUGUACUGACGGCGUUGCCAAGGAGAAAUUGUGCCCAGAUGGUUUGGUGUUCGAUCAGCUCAUCCGUAAGGUCAACAAAUGCGACCAACCCUUUAAUAUAGACUGUGGAGACAGAACAGAACUUCAGCCCCCAAAACCAAAAGGCCCAUGCCCACGUCGCAACGGAUUCUUUGCCCACGAAGACCCAACCGUGUGCAACAAGUUCUACAACUGCAUCGAAGGUGAACACACCUUGCUUCCAUGCACAGCCGGAUUACAUUUCGAUGAAUACUCUGGAACCUGCGUAUGGCCCGACACUGCCAACAGACAAGGAUGCCAAGAAACCACCAUGACUUUGAAAGACGGAUUCAAAUGCCCAACUGAACCACAAAUCGAUGUCAACGGAAACGUCAACGUACACCCUAAAUACGCUCACCCCACCGAUUGCCAAAGAUUCUACGUUUGUUUAAAUGCUAAAGAACCCAGAGACUUAGGUUGCACCGUUGGAGAGGUUUACAACGAAGAAACUCAAAGAUGCAUAAAUGCGCAAUUUAAAUGCCCCCAAAGAACGGGAUUUUUCCCAGAUCCAAAUGAAUGCGACUUAUAUUACGUUUGUUCCCAAGGCAGCUACGAGGAAAAACUGUGUCCUGAUGGUUUGGUUUUUGAUGACACCGACCCCAAUCAUGAAAGAUGUGAUAUUCCAGCAAAUAUUGAUUGCGGGGACAGGGUGGAGCUGCAGGAGCCAAAACCAAGUAAAGGAUGUCCCAGAGCCAAUGGAUAUUACCGACAUCAAGACCCUGAAGUCUGCGACAAAUUCAACAACUGUGAAGAUGGUGUCCCACAUGAGUUACCAUGUCCCCCAGGGUUAAUCUACGACGAUACUGUUAGUACAUGUGCCUGGCCAGAGUCUAGUAAAAGAAAAGACUGUGGAAAGUCAAAAAAAGAUAGUUUGGAUGAUGGAUUUACCUGCCCAGAUGGUGAUGUAGCGGCUCAAAAUGGAAGAAAAUUGCCCCACCCAACGUUCGCCCAUCCAGACGAUUGUAGGAAAUUCUACAUUUGCAGAAAUGGUGUGCAGCCACAAAAGGGAUCUUGCUCGUACGGAUUCGUUUACAACGAAGAUACCUUUACCUGUGAUGAACCUGCUAAGGUGGAAGGAUGUGAGAAUUACUACAAAGAUGACAAAAAAGACAACAAAAAACCUUAAUUUUAAUUAUAUACGUAAUUUAAUUAAUUAUAUUAAUAGCAUGUUUUUACAUAUUUAUAAAUAUUAAUAUUUU